This is a messenger RNA of Amoebophrya sp. A25, 2983 nucleotides long. The record is from the annotation of a GenBank genome assembly. NCBI's taxonomy places the organism in Eukaryota, Dinophyceae, Syndiniales, Amoebophryaceae.
GCACGAGCUCCAACCACAGGCAUGCGAUUACCACGAGGCUUGCUCACCUCAGCGCCAUUGCGAGAAAAUACCUAUGGUCGGCUGUGCUCGUCUUCGGGAUCCUUCGGAAACGACCAGAUAAGUGGAAAAACAAUGUCCUUCGCCUCAAUGACGGACACGGACUCUAGAGUCCGAGCUCGUGUAGCGAGUGGUUCGUCGAGAACAAAUGGCACUCACCAGCAGGCAGAAUUUCAAGAAGUUCAACAGGAGGAUCAAGAGGCUGAAGCUUGCACCACGGAGGACCACGAAAUGUUACAAAACCUGAAAGACUCGCUGAAGACGCACGUUGCCGCACCCAGUUGUAGCAAUCCCAAGCUCAACAUCACUCCCGCGUCAGUCGCUCUGUCCGCGGUCUCAAGACAAAGGUCUGCUGACCUCAUCCUGGAAGAUUCGAUUCGGGACCAUUCAACGUCUGCCGGGGCCCUCAUGUCGCUGAGAACCGCAAAAAGCAGCAAUGCUGCGGAGGCUGUACCACGAGGAGUUUCCCCGGCUGCUUCUACACGGACGCCGGGUCCGCGCACAAAGUCACCGACUUCUGUCAACGGAUCGCUUCGAAGCAGUCUAAGCAUACAGAGUACAGGGGAGAACAGUUCUUGCAGCACAACACCCAGUGAGCGAAAAACCGCUGUUUUUGGAGUAGCAGAACAAGAGGACACGCCGGAAGAGAGCGUCGUUCAUGUGGAAACUGAAUCAGGGGAUCAAGUAGCGUCUCCUUUACCGGCUUCUCCGCCUAAGAAGGCUGAUGCUACGGCAGAGACUGUGCCUCAACAAGUUUACUCAGAAGCAGGACCUUCUACGACGGAAACUGAUGAUGAGCAGACGCGCGUCAGGAAGAUGAAACGACGCCAAGCGCCCUUCCAAGGAACAUGGCUCAACACAUCGCAGCAAGGUUUCGUAGACGUGAUGAGAGCCAAUGGAGCGAACUGGCUUCAAAUCAACGGUGCGAAGAUAGGCAAAUGUGGCGUGAACAAAAGUAAGCACGACUUCAAAUUCGUAUCUGAAAAGCAUGGGGAAAGCGACGUUGAGGUUGUGAUCGAGGGUCACAGCGGAGGCAUUGCUGGAGGCCACGAGUUUAGAUGGGUGGUAUUUAAAUGAAGAUAAGUACUCAUAAUUACACUUAUUUCUAAGUUCUUGAACAAUUCGAAGAUCAUGAACUGUUCUUACAUUUUGUUCUGGUCCUGUGGACACUGCGAUCGUGUUUGGAUUGGGUUGGGUUGUCUCAUCUACUUCUCCUCAAAAGGCCUUACUGCUGUUGCACUAGUUGUUUCCCUGCGGUAUACUAUUUAGGAUCAUGUAGUACUAGUACUAGAAAUGACUUUGAAAAGUGGUUUCCGAAUAACCGCAACAUACUUAUUCAAAGAUCCUAACUGAACCAAAACCUCACAGCUUGACGGGCAGAAGCGCACGAUCGACACUCAAUUGGGCUCACGAGAAUGUGUUGCAUAUUGGGAGGGCGAUUCCCUCGUCAUCGAGAUGCACGAAGCUUCUCCGAAGGCCAAGCAUUACAAUGUUAUUAGAAGGUACGACUUCUAGAUUUUUUUUCUAUUCUCUAGCCUGCUUUUGAAAACCCUGCUCGAAUUUUUGCUACAUGUGUUAGAUUUUCUUUCGGUCGUUUCAUUUUUGGUAGUGGUUUUAUUUUUAUUCCUCCUCCUCGGUUCCGCUUAUGCUCAUGAUCGGACUUGAGCAUGAGGUUAUUGGUCCGAAAAGUUGCCCUGUUUUUGACCGAAAUCCAACCUUGUUACAUUCCUCCACAAUUGACUCAGGCGCAUUGUCGGUAAACAGCUCGAGAUGGUGUGGGAAUGUGUCGCGACCGAGUCGGGCAAGGCAAAACUCGCGACUUGUACCCGGAUGUGGAAACGGCAUGUCAAAGCCUAGAUUGAGGAGAACACUGAACACAUUCCUAUGACCGCGUGUAGAAUAUGUGGGGAGCAGGGAAAAUGCCCAUGCUGAAACUUUAUUAACGCUUUGCCGCUCUAUCAUGAAUACUUAUUAGUACUAGAAUAGUGUUCUCAAUCCUUACAUUAUUUUUAUGGCUCGAAGACCACUACCACGUUUUACUCCUCCUGAUUGAUUCAUGUUUUAGAGAAAAACGCAACACAGUUCAGAUUAUAUGAUCGAUUUAAGUGUUUGUGUUAGCCUUGCAUAUUCCUGUAUGGUUGAAUGAGUCAAAUUCAGUUGUUUAUUGUUGUGAACAGUACAAAUGAACUACGUCUUUGAGAUAUAACUAUUUUUCUUAGAUUUCCGUGGUGGUUCUUGUGCCUUUACUAUGGGUUUCUGGAAAUAUGUCUGACUGUGUAUGUAUUUGUAGAGUGUCGUGUAAUUUUUCCUUCGAAACGUUAUAAGAGUAGGUUUAGAAUCAGUAUGAGAGGCAGAGAAAGUUAAUACAGAGGAUAACAUCUGCUUCUCCUCCAUCGUGUAGUGUAUUUGUUCGUUAGCCCUAAACACUAGUAAUAUUCGUUGCUCUUCAUAUUCCCUGUAAAAAUGGACAACCCGCCUUCUUCACAUGAUCACAGUAUAUUGUGGACGAAGUCAAGUAUAAAGCAGAUUUGUUCGUGGUACCAAUGCAGCGGUAAAGUCGAUUAGAAGGCAUACAGCAAAUCUUCAAAGCAUACUUUGGUAGGAGCCACGAAAAUAGUCUAGCAGAGAAUUAUCUCCAGAGCUUGUAGCGUGGUCAACAAAAUUGUUGUGCGCUUCCCAUCCCAUCAGGCAUACACGGGGGUGCAACUACUUCUAGGCGGAGGGUACCUCUUGACUCCAUCCUCUUGCUCAACACGGCAGAGGACACCCUUUUCUUUAGGAAGCCCCUACAGUUCUGCUUACAUAGAGAACGUACGGUUACGAUGAAACAGCUGCAGUAGAAUAUCAUGUUUGAUGUCUAGCACAGCAGAAAACCGCCACAUACAACUGACCACACCAAAAAAAUAUCGCAGCUUUACUUUUAGAC